Molecule: messenger RNA, 1977 nt
Organism: Lineus longissimus
Lineage: Eukaryota; Metazoa; Nemertea; Pilidiophora; Heteronemertea; Lineidae
Product: nuclear envelope integral membrane protein 1-like
Exons: 8
Coding region: 9-1286 (425 amino acids)
Cellular component (GO): nuclear envelope
Source: RefSeq, a predicted model, not a curated record
CAUUCAAAAUGGCCGCGCCCAUAAAAUUGAAAAAAUUUCUUCUUUCGUUUUCGUGUAUUUUUGUCGUCUUAUUGCCCGCAGACGUAGAAACAGCAACACCACAAUAUGAAAAACUUUCUAAAAAACAAGUUUUCAAAAAAGAUAAAAAGACUGUCAUGAAACUAGACCUGUAUUGCUUCGAAGGAGAGAAACCAUUUUAUGCCAAACUAUGGAUGCAACCGUUGGUGGUGCUGAAGGGCGGCGAGGACGUGACAAUGUACGAAGGCGUGAACAACACCGAUGUUGAAGAGAAGUACCACAAGGCCCAGAAGAGCUGGAUGAGUCUCCUCGUACCGAUCAUCCCAUGGAAACAGGAGAGUAUCUACUUUAACCCAUUUCAGAGCUCAUGUAUUGGUAUUGUUACCAAGGAGCAGUACACACUUUCCUUUGAGACAAAAUUUUUUGACUACCGGUUGGUGUUGAUGACAGCCAUUGGUAUCUUUCUUUUUAUAUUUGCUGAUUCGCUCAGUGGGAAUAUUUUGUUCUACUACAGCACGGGCAUCAGUGUGGGAGUGCUUGCUUCAUUUCUUAUCGUCUUGUUCAUAAUCAGCCGGUUCAUACCGAAGCGUACGGGUGCUAUAGCAGUGUUCACCGCUGGUUCAUCCAUCUCCCUAUACUUCCUACAAUAUCUCUACAGAAAUAUAUCGGACGUCUUACAAGAAUAUAACCGAUAUGUCAUAGGAUAUUUUGUGAUCACCGGCGUGCUCAGUUGGACGUUCUGCUACUGGCGUGGCCCGGUAACAAAUGUGCGGACGUUAAAUCUGAUCAAGUGGUCCAUCCAGCUUCUCUCGUUGAUCCUCAUCUAUAACAGUAUACAGAUACCGAUGAUGUCCAUUGUUAUUAUCGUUGCCAUGGUGAUCAUACAUAACUUCCCUUAUUUUGCUGUGGACUUCAUAUCAAGGCGGUUCAAACGAACGUGGCACAAGCGAUUUCCCCCAAAGAAGAAGCGACUCACACAGGAGCAGUACACACUUGAAGCCGAGGUGGAGACAAGAAAAGCUCUCAAACAACUCAGAGAAUAUUGCCGCAGUCCUGACUGUAACGCGUGGAAGACUGUCAGUAGGUUAAAGUCUCCUGGCAGAUUCGCUCAGUUUGUGAGUGGAGGAGACGUCCGCUGUCAUGUGACAGAGGAUGAAAUCGAUGCAUAUGAAUCCGAUCCUAACCCGCCAUAUUUAGACACAGAGGACGACGAGAGUUUCGAUCGGUAUGAAGACUCAGUGGAUUUUACGCUGAACUCUCCAAGAUAAACGUUGGCAAGGACUCGAUGAUCUCUCCAUGAUAAACAUUGGCAGGGACUCAUGAUCUCUCCAUGAUAAACAUUGGCAGGGACUCAUGAUCUCUCCAUGAUAAACAUUGGCAGGGACUCAUGAUCUCUCCAUGAUAAACAUUGGCAGGGACUCAUGAUCUCUCCAUGAUAAAAACAUUGGCAAAGCCUCAUGAUCUCUCGAUGAAAAAAACAAGGGGCGACGACCAGGAUUUUUUGCAUUUUGUAAACUAUUGUUAACACUUUUAGUCAGUAGGUAUUUACACAAUUGGAAAUUAAAUUUUCAAGUUCAAUUUUGAGCAGAUGGAGAUGGUAUUUAAUGCAUAUCACUGCAGGUCCUUAUUAGGGAGAACACCAUGGUGUAUAUCACUGCCGUGUUUAUGUUCAAGCAUCAAUUAUAGCUUCUUUCCUAAGUCCAGAUUUCGACUGCCUUGACUGCAUGCAUGUUAUGAAAAAUACUGUGUUGACGCUAUUGAGCUGGUUUUGCCCAGUCUGUUACACAUAAUAAUAGGCCUUUUGUACAGGCGGCCAUCGACCAGCUUAAUAGAGCCUACACGUUAUAUCCUCCAUAUGUUUUAUUGUACCAGCACAGUUGUGUUAAAAUGUUUUAGUAAAAAAAUGUCGACUUGGAGAUGUCACAUGCAACAUGAUUUAUAAACAUGUGCAGAAGAAGA